Messenger RNA from Brassica napus (rape), 1126 nucleotides. Its product is annotated as putative F-box/LRR-repeat protein 19. NCBI's taxonomy places the organism in Eukaryota, Viridiplantae, Streptophyta, Magnoliopsida, Brassicales, Brassicaceae. The record is from RefSeq and is a predicted model, not a curated record. The transcript has 2 exons. The coding region runs from base 142 to 978 and encodes 278 amino acids. Gene Ontology annotation, molecular function: protein binding.
AAAUCCAUACAUUUAGACAUUUCAGGCGAAGACUGUUCAAAAGGUAACUUGGGACACAAGAAUUCUAACAGCUAGCUAAGUUCUCAAGAUUUUAUUUAUCUUCUUCUUCCUCUUCUAAGUUGUUGUACGUACAAAGUGGUUAUGGGAUGGGAACUUGGUCCUGACUGGACGGAGUUGACUCAAGAAUGUCUCCUCGACAUCUUCUCACGGCUGAGCCUAGAAGAAAGAUGGACAGGACCGAUGUUCGUCUGCAAGACUUGGAUGAACGGGUGCCAAGACCCGUCGCUCAACUUGGUCUUCGAUCUCGAAACCAAAUUCCAGUCUCUCCCUGGUUCUCUCAGCUGUUGGUGGAGUCCCGAGUUCGGGGACAAAAUAGAUUCUGUCCUCCGGUCUGUUGUUGAUCGGAGCGAAGGCGGUCUAAAGGAGGUUCGAAUCAGACACUGUACGGACAGUUCUAUCUCGUACGUCGCCGAGAGGUGUCCUAAUCUCGAGGUACUUUCGGUUAAGUAUUGCCCUAAGGUUACAGAUGACUCGAUGUUGAAGAUAGCUUUAAUGUGCCCUAAUCUCAAAGAACUUGAUAUUAGCUUCUCCUACAAAAUAUCUUGUGUGUGUGUGGAUAUGGUUGGCAAGAACUGCAAGAACAUUCAGACUUUUAAACGGAAUUUGAUGGAUCCAGCCGAGGUCAUGAAAUCUGUGCCUAGUAACUAUAUGGAAGACCCAUCUAUCUUCUUGAUCUAUGGGAAUAUUGAUGCUUAUGUGAUUGGGAAACACAUGCAUCAGCUGAAGCACCUGGAACUUCGAUUCUCCACUUUGUCUGAUAAUGGUCUUGCCCAACUUUGUGAAGGAUGUUUGAAUCUAGAGUAUCUGGACUUGUUUGGGUGUAGUAAGUUGACUAACGAUGGUGUUACUAACAGUAUCUCAAACUUAAAGCAUUUGAAGGUGAUCAAGAUACCAAGUUUCCCAGCCUUUACUAUUUGAUUGAGUUCGUGUAGUUUGUGUUGCUACGUUUUUGUUUUCUUGUAUUUUAUUUUGUAAUUUUCGUGUGGCAACAACUGACAAACUCAACAAAAGAAUUGUUAGGCUCUAUGCUCAUAUUUUAAAUCCAUAUGAAAAUAAUUAUCUUAUA